AUGAACGCACCAGAUAGAUUUGAGCGCUUUGUCGUACCGGAUGGCGUACCAAAGAUAUCCUUGGAGAAAGAUACAAAGGUGACAAAUGCGGCAACUUUCACACUGCAGAGAGAGGAUCAUACCGUGGGAAACCUCGUCCGCAUGCAACUGCUCAGGGAUAAGGAGGUGACCUUUGCUGGAUACAAGUUCCCACACCCACUGGACUAUCACAUACUGAUAAAGGUGCAGACCAAGGGCAAGAAGAGUCCUCGAGAGGUGAUGGAUGAUGCUCUGACAGACCUGUGCGACGAAUUUGAAGACAUCCGAGCCAAGUUUCAGGCGGAAGCUCGCAGGAUACACAGCAGCGAAGCAGGCCCUAUGUACGCCUGA
Coccomyxa subellipsoidea C-169 is the source of this 369-nucleotide messenger RNA. Its product is annotated as RBP11-like subunits of RNA polymerase. Gene Ontology annotation, cellular component: RNA polymerase II, core complex. Gene Ontology annotation, biological process: transcription by RNA polymerase II. The record is from RefSeq and is a predicted model, not a curated record. Gene Ontology annotation, molecular function: DNA binding; protein dimerization activity. Bases 1 to 369 code for a protein of 122 amino acids. The transcript has 4 exons. NCBI's taxonomy places the organism in Eukaryota, Viridiplantae, Chlorophyta, Trebouxiophyceae, Coccomyxaceae.